Messenger RNA from Anisakis simplex (herring worm), 1086 nucleotides. Lineage: Eukaryota; Metazoa; Nematoda; Chromadorea; Rhabditida; Anisakidae. The record is from the annotation of a GenBank genome assembly.
AUGGUGAAAUCGAUUAGAAGCGUGAUCAAAGUGAAUUAUCCAUCGAUCGAUCACACGAUGUUGGAAUCGUGUCUUACGCUCGAACCGAGUCUCUCGGAAUUCCACGACUAUUCCAUAUUCAAUUCAAAUGCACCUGUUUAUUUGCUUGGACAUAAGUUCGCGGCUAGAGAGGAUAUGGAUGCGAUAAAAGACUACGUAACGUCAAGACUCUGGUUCACUUAUCGUAAGAAUUUCAUGCCCAUAGGGGGUACUGGACCGACGAGCGAUCAGGGUUGGGGUUGUAUGUUGCGGUGUGGUCAGAUGUUGCUGGCACAGGCAUUGAUUAUACGUCAUCUGGGCAGUGAUUGGACGUGGAAGAGGAACAACAAAGAGGACGAAUAUAAACGUAUCAUCAGAAUGUUUCAAGACAAAAAAUGUUGCUUGUUUUCGUUACAUCAAAUCGCCCAGAUGGGAGUAUCCGAGAACAAACAAAUCGGUGAAUGGUUCGGUCCGAAUACAGCCGCACAAGUGCUCAAGAAGUUGGUGGUUUAUGAUGAGUGGUCGAAGUUAGCCAUUCACGUGGCACUGGAUAAUUUGCUGAUUGCGAACGAUGUGAAAACAAUGGCACACACAAAACCUCCGUCUCGUUUGAGUUCGUCGAAUGCAACAGACUCGUCGGAUCAGUACGAUGCGAGUGCUGAAUCUUCGUUGUGUUCGGAUGUUGAAGGUUCAGUUCGAUUGAGUGCGAUAAUGAAGGAAUGUGACGCGAACAAGUUAGGUUUGAAGAUGGCUGAUGAGAUAAACGGUAACGAAUGGCGACCGUUACUCAUUAUUAUACCUCUGAGACUCGGAUUGACCUCUAUUAAUCGAUGUUAUUUGGGCGCGAUUGAGGCGUUCUUUCAACUGCCACAGUGCACGGGUAUAAUUGGUGGACGACCAAAUCAUGCAUUGUAUUUUAUUGGAAUUGUUGGAGAUCAGUUAAUUUAUCUCGACCCACACGUUUGUCAGAAUUAUGUGGAUCUGGAUGAUGUUGAUAAUUGUGCGUCGUUGGAGCAGCGAGAUGGCUUCGUUGAGGUGAUUUAUUCAGUAUUAUUAUUAUACGCCUAG